This is a messenger RNA of Polychytrium aggregatum, 3573 nucleotides long. RefSeq lists its product as uncharacterized. The coding region runs from base 33 to 3452 and encodes 1139 amino acids. Gene Ontology annotation, biological process: tRNA methylation. Gene Ontology annotation, cellular component: cytoplasm. NCBI's taxonomy places the organism in Eukaryota, Fungi, Chytridiomycota, Chytridiomycetes, Polychytriales. The transcript has 28 exons. The record is from RefSeq and is a predicted model, not a curated record. Gene Ontology annotation, molecular function: protein binding.
GUCCUGCUGCAGCGGGAUAAGUGCGUUUGCAGAUGCUGCCAUUCGAGAAAAAGGCCCUCUUCACCCAGGUCACCUCGCUGUGCUUCCUGACUCCCCGGCUGGUGCUGGCAGGAGUCGGACCGGUGCUCAAGAUCUUUGACAUCGACAGCAAUGCGACGCUGCGCUGCCAAACCGUGCUCAAGGCCGCAAGAAUCCACGGAAUUGUCCUUCAUCCCGACAAUUCCUGGUGCCCCGAUGCUGACUCUGGGGCCGCCCGAGUGAUCGUCUAUGGAGCCAAGCAAGCACAGAUCAUCCGUCUCACGAUUGCCGGAGGCGUCUGCACCGCCAUGGAGAUUGUCUCGACCUUCGACGAGUUCCGGGACUGGAUCAAGGAUGUUCAGUGGAUCACAACCGACAGCACACAUUCUCCCUCCGAGGCCACCGUAGCAAUCGCCUUUGCCCACACCUUUGUGGAGAUUUGGAACUUUAGGACCAGGAGUCUCAUCUACACUGUCCAGUGCGAAGAGCGGUGCAUUCUGUAUGCGGCAAAGUUCUUUGGCAAUCAGUGGGGCCAGGUGCUUCUUGCGUACGGCACUGUAUUCAAUCAAGUUCUCCUCUGGAACAUCUUUGACAAGAAGGAUGACGGCGAUGGCAGAGUUGGCAAGAGUCUCGUUGGUCAUGAGGGCGUCAUAUUUGUGGUGCGCUUCAACAAGGAUGGCACGCUGGUAGCAUCUGGGUCCGAUGAUCGAACCAUUCGGGUGUGGCAGACGGAUUUUGGCACCAACACCCCAGCAACUGUGCUAUACGGCCACCAUUCCAGAAUAUGGGACUGCCGCAUUCUCGGCACCAAUCGGGUUGUCAGUGUUGCCGAGGAUGCAACAUGCCGGGUCUGGGACUUGAAGACGCAGGAGUGUCUCUGCUGCUGGGAAGGCCACGAAGGCAAAAACAUAUGGAGCAUGGAUGUCAGCCCCGACAGCGCCACGGUCGUAACGGGCGGUGGUGACUGUGGUAUUCGUCUAUGGGAUCUUGAAGGGCUGGACAUGCACCUGAAAGGAAACGAGGGCGAUCUUGUGACAACAGAACUUCCGCUGAAUCUGCCCGGAAUCGACGAGGGCUCGGCGACGACAGCGCUCCCUGUCGCGGAUAUCAUCAAGCACUUUUCGAUUGUGUCUCCAUCCCUGCUUGUUGCCUCGACGAUCUCAGGGCACAUCCUGCUGAAUGAUCAAUCCGCAGGGACUUUUGGACUGCUCUACCGGGACCCGGGAUUUGAAAAAUACUCUGUCGUAUAUCCUUCAAAGUGUGGAAAGAUUGUAGUUGCCGGAAAUAUCGUCGGCGAUCUGCUGAUCCUGAGCCUGGACAAUUCAUUUCAGCCCGUGAAAAUCAAAGUUCAUCAUGGGAAGAUCUCUGAUAUUUUCAUCGAAGCAUCGUCGAGCACCGACUUUCAUAUUUUCACCCCAUCCGAGUCCAAGUCUCAAGAAUACCAGUGGCUCUCGUUUUCGCUCCUCGCACCGACCGAGAUCGGCUUCCACGGAACCAUUCUCCUGCCGUCGCAUUUCAUCGUCACUGGGCUCGCAUACUCGUGGGUUCACCAAGUCGUAGUUGCGGGUUCGCGGAGCGGUGCCGUGGCGAUGUUUGACACGAGAGCCGUGGCCGCCCUUCAAAUCAUCUCGUGGGAUACUGGCUAUGCCGAGGUGGCCAAGUCAGACACAAAACGGCAUAUCCCGGCCUCGAUUGUCCUCCGUCGAGUGCACAAGCGAAUGACAAUCUCGGGAAUACACUUUGACGACCGAGAGCACGGAGGUGGCCUCCGCACCCGGAAGAGCGAGAUUCUUGUCUCGACCGCUGGCCGAGAUGGCAUGUAUUGUGUCUUUAGUCUGCGUCGACAGAGCACCGACAGCGACGACGACGUGAUGGAGGUCGAGGAGGACAACGAUGGCGCAAAUGAAGUCGCUUCAGACAUGGACUCGUCCGCCGAAGAAGCCGACGGUGUCGAGAACGAAGCGCCGGAUGGAGCCGCCAGUGGCUGGGUUAUGGAGCGCUUGAUACGACGCAAGAUCACCAAGGGCUGGGUUGAAAAGAUCUACUCCUACGACGGACAGAUUCUACUGGGUGGAUUUUUUGACGGACACUACUUUGUUUAUAACGAAACCAAGAAAUGCCAGCUUCUAGCAGUUGACUGUGGCGGCGGAAAUCGGCGAUGGGAUUUUGCUGCAGUCGAUGCCACCCUUGCGAGCAUGUCCUUCUCGUUCUACCGCAAGGACAGGGUUGUGUCGCUGAUCCGCAAGGACAAUCGCAUCCCAAGGUUUUCGCACCCAGAACUGCAAAAGAACUAUCACGGAAUGGAGUCUCGCGUGGUCAAGUUUAUCAGCUCGGACACGCAAGGGCGAAGCAUUGUCAUGACCUCUGGCGAAGAAGGCGAGCUCAGAUUCUACAAAUAUAAUCCCCUGGUUCAUUCGCAGGACCUGGAGCGGCUGCUGACGGUUCGCAAGCAUCUCUCUGUAGUUCGAGGAGCCGCGCUGUCAACUGGAACCAACGGCCAGCUUGUGCUGUUUACAGCCGGUGCGCGUGAGGAACUGAGAUGUUGGAAACUCUCGAUCGGACUGGAGCUGGAAAGCGUGAGCUGUGUUGAAUGGGCAUCCGCUCCGCGCACAAGUCACAUAUUCGAAACGCGCAUCAUGGAUGUCUCCGUCGUCCACAUCCCGCACACAAGCUUGCACCUGGUCGCCGGGGCAUACUCAGACGCCUACGUGCGGGUUUGGUGCUUUGAUGAACAAACAUCCGCAUUCUCUAUGGUCGCCGAGUCCAUGUUCCAUGGCCGUUGUGUUCUCAAAGUCAAUCUCCAGCUCGUUUGCAACUUGGGAAGAUUGGAUGCGUUCAUGUUCUCUGGAGGAACGGACGGCGUGCUGGCCUGCUGGCACCUCACGAACUUGGUCGAAGGGCUUCGGAACCCUGAUCGAGAUCCAGUCUCAAUCGAUCUCGGCCGGCCAUCCUUGUCAGUCAGCGUGCAGCAGUCUGGGAUCAACGCGAUGCACACCUUGAUCGCAGCAGAUUCCAUCUACGUUGCCACAGGCGGAGAGGACAACUCCCUCACGCUGUGCCACCUGUCACUUGUCCGAGAAGGCUUUGAUUUGGUCAGCCUCGGCUAUGCGAGUAGCGCGCAUGGCUCGCAAGUCACCGGUGUCCAUCUUCAGAGUCCGACGGUUCUGCUUUCCUGCUCGACCGACCAGCGACUCAACGUCUGGUCAGGGCACAAUGCGUCAGACGGGCUUGGCGAUCCAAUAACGCUUCCCGAGACAAACCGGCAGCUCUGGCAACCCACAAGAGCGGCAAAUGUGUUCACCCUCGACUUGGUCCAGUCGACUUAUCUUGAUAUCGCCGAUGUCACGGAUAUGGACGUGCUUACACGGGGCCCGGAUGAUGUGCAAGUGGCGGCCGUCGGGUUUGGACUGCAAUUCCUCGCCCUUCCCCAGUAGCCUGCUUGCUGCAUCGAAGCUAAUGAUCUGAUCUCAAGUUCGCAGCCUGCCGCAGCAACCGAGGCAGCAGACGUAUUUGGCUUGCGGUGAUAUUUGUACGACCAGUUCAGGGCGGCUCGUA